AAAUAGGUCAUUUAUUAAAAGAAAUUUGGAUGAAAGAAUUAGUUGAUAACAAAGAAAGAAAAAUUGAUAUCAUGCCAUGUAUAUCAAAAGCUACACUUGAUAUUAUUGGAAAAGUUGGCUUCAAUUAUCAAAUUAAUUCUUUAACAUCUGAAAGCGAACUUGCAUCAGCCUACAAUAUGCUUCUUAAUAUUAAUUCGGGGAAAUCAUUGAAUAAAGCAUCAAAAAUUAUUGAAAAAGAAUCAGCAAAGUUGGUGAAUGAGGGUUUAGAAAAGGCCAAACAGGGAAAUUUACAGGGAAAUGAUAUUUUAUCUGUUCUGAUAAAAAUGAAUGAAGAAGAAAAAGAUAAUGAGAAAAUGUCUUUUGAUGAACUUAAAUAUCAAAUAAUGACAUUCCUUGCAGCAGGUCAUAGAACUUCAA
Molecule: messenger RNA, 417 nt
Organism: Diversispora eburnea
Lineage: Eukaryota; Fungi; Glomeromycota; Glomeromycetes; Diversisporales; Diversisporaceae
Source: the annotation of a GenBank genome assembly